Molecule: messenger RNA, 1522 nt
Organism: Geodia barretti
Lineage: Eukaryota; Metazoa; Porifera; Demospongiae; Tetractinellida; Geodiidae
Source: the annotation of a GenBank genome assembly
AAGUGUUUGUGGGUCGCUUUAGCCAUGUAUAUACAAAGAGAAGACAGAAGAGAUAGCUAUGUGAAAUCAUCACUCAGUUGCUCACCUGGUCAGGUGAUCAGUUUCCAUUACAGCUCUUUCUGCUGUUGAAACGUCGCGGACAUUGACCCACUGCAGGAGGAGCAGCUGGAAAACCUUUCAGCAUUCAAAUUUCCCGCCUAGUUCCCGCGAUGCUAGGUCAAAGGUCGUCACCAUGGAUUUUGUUUGUUUAUCACGUGUGCGCGUGAGCCCCGCCUUCGAAAACUAACGCAAAUCUUCAGCAAUCUUUCAGCUUCUCGUAAUCCGUAUGGCCCAGAUGGAGGUGCUACAGAACGGGAUGUCUUCAGAGCCUGUGGAGUUCACUCCAUGCUCCAUUUGCGGGCGAACAUUCAAUCCCGAAGUCCUAACUCGCCACGAGCGCGUGUGCUCCAAGAGCCAGAAGCUGGCCCACAAGAGGCCAGUUUUCGAUGCGUCCAAGAAGAGAAUUGAAGGAACGGAUCUCCAGUCAUUCCUAGCCAGCAGGCCCUACCUCAACACCAAGAAACCCUCUACUGCAGAAAUUAAAGCAGCAGAGAAAAAGAAGAACUGGAGACGGAAACAUGAGGAUUUUAUAAACGCUCUUCGCUCUGCCAAAGAGUACACUGAAGCCGAGGCGACUGGUAAGACUAUCCCUCCACCAAGGCCAUCAGAACCCAAUCCUGACUACGUCCAGUGUCCUCACUGCGAGCGAAGGUUUGAGGAGUAUGCUGCAGAGAGGCAUAUCCCCUUCUGCAAGGAGAAACACGCUCGCAUCGAGAGGAAGGCUCAGGACAAGGCCAUGGAUAAACUCAAUAAGAGAAUACAGUACAAGCCACCCAAACUGAAGAAGAAGAGCAGCGAUCAGGACGCAACACCGUCGAAAAAGUCAGUGCAUCCUCCAGGAUACCACCUCGUGCCCAGGAAAUCCAACUUUAGCGGGACUUACACUCUCGACGACGAAAACAGCCCCGAGAGGCAGAGGAGCUACCAGUCUCCAUAUGGAGGAGCUGGAGGGAGGAAUGGUGGUGGCCACGUGGUGAGAGCACAGGUCCCAAAGUCAUUCUCUCAGAGAAUGACGACCUCGUCACACACUUCAGCUACGCCUGCCAGAGACCUCCCAGGGAGUUCAUCAGAUCCCUGGAUGAGGAGACAUGAGAGUGUGGGGGCAGGAGAGGGAGAGAAUGGAGGAUUUGCUUCAUGUGACGAGAAACAGCAGAUAAGGAGACGGAGAUCGCAGCUCAAGACGCCGCAGUCAGUGGUUGCUGGUUUCCCCGGCGGCCAUCAGGGGAGAGGGUUUGGUGGGGGAAGGGAGGGAGGGAAGGUUGGUCUGGCCAGGCAGAUCAGGGGAGUCAGUGACGGCAAUGGAGGACAGCAUUCUUCCUCCUCGUUCGGUGGAGAGGGAGGAGACCCCAUGAGACUGGGCCCAGUCAAACCAAAAGGAAAAUCAAGGUUUGUACGUCUCGCGAUACAUCAUGUUUUCCAGUAA